AUGACCGGCUCCUGCUGUGGCUCCACCUGCUCCAGCUGUGAGGAAGGCUGCUGCCAGCCCUGCUGCUGCCAGCCCUGCUGCUGCCAGCCCUGCUGCUGCCGAGAUCCCUGCUGCUGCCGCCCCUGCUGCUGCCAGACCACCGUGUGCCGCCCUGUGACCUGCGUGCCCCGCUGCACACGCCCCAUCUGUGAGCCCUGCCGCCGCCCCAUCUGCUGUGACCCCUGUGGCCUGCAGGAGGGCUGCUGCCGCCCCAUCACCUGCUGCCCCACGUCCUGCACGGCCAUUGUGUGCCGCCCCUGCUGCUGGGCCUCCACCUGCUGCCAGCCCAUCUGUGUGCAGGCGCCCUGCUGCCGGCCACCCUGCUGCCAGCCUGCCCCCUGCCGCACCACCUGCAGGACCUGCCCCUCCUGUUGCUGCUGA
Messenger RNA from Pipistrellus kuhlii (Kuhl's pipistrelle), 420 nucleotides. Its product is annotated as keratin-associated protein 2-3-like. Lineage: Eukaryota; Metazoa; Chordata; Mammalia; Chiroptera; Vespertilionidae. The record is from RefSeq and is a predicted model, not a curated record. The transcript has a single exon. The coding region runs from base 1 to 420 and encodes 139 amino acids.